AUGUCGUGUCUCCAUGUCAGCGGCCUUGCAGCGCUCAUACGCGGCGUUCAUCCUUCCUGGAGCCCCGCCGCCAUCAAAUCGGCUCUCAUGACGUCUGCUUACAUCCGCGACAAUAAAAAUAAGCCCAUCAAAGAUGCCUCCACCGUGAAAGCAGCAGACCCAUUCGCAUUGGGCACAGGUCAUGUAAAUCCAGCGGCUGCUAUGGAUCCGGGGCUCACCUACGAUCUGGCACCUAGUGAUUACAUUCACUUUCUCUGUACUCUCAAAAUCUCGUGCCCCAGAUCAAGCAAUUUGGAAGACGUAGCUGAUCUUAAUUAUCCAUCUUUCACUCGUUACUUCAAUUCCACCAGAAUACCCAAAGUUGUUGUGAGAAGGAGAACAGUAACAAACGUGGGUGUCACUCGUUCUACCUAUAAAGUGUAG
Molecule: messenger RNA, 423 nt
Organism: Cryptomeria japonica (Japanese cedar)
Lineage: Eukaryota; Viridiplantae; Streptophyta; Pinopsida; Cupressales; Cupressaceae
Product: subtilisin-like protease SBT1.8
Exons: 1
Coding region: 1-423 (140 amino acids)
Biological process (GO): proteolysis
Molecular function (GO): serine-type endopeptidase activity
Source: RefSeq, a predicted model, not a curated record